This is a messenger RNA of Danaus plexippus (monarch butterfly), 893 nucleotides long. RefSeq lists its product as uncharacterized. Bases 106 to 750 code for a protein of 214 amino acids. The record is from RefSeq and is a predicted model, not a curated record. The transcript is spliced from 4 exons. NCBI's taxonomy places the organism in Eukaryota, Metazoa, Arthropoda, Insecta, Lepidoptera, Nymphalidae.
GCUUUAGCAUUUAAUAAUGUGCGAUCAGAUUAUUGUAACAUAAGACAUCGGCCAUUCGAAGCAGAAUAUCGUGUUUGAAGAGCUUGUGUCCGUGAACAAAACAAUAUGAAGGUUCUAUUAAUAAGUGCUAUCCUUUUACAGGCCUGGUGCAAUGCUUACCCAAAACCGAAAGGUGUAGCGUCAUACGUGUACACUGACACAGACGGUAACAGGUACGGGGGAACUUACGAUCUGGGGAACAACAUCGCCCCAUUCAGCGACCCCAUUAUAUCGUCAUUCAGUGACCCUUACGUCCCUGAAUUCUUUAACAACUUCGGCAACAUACUUCCACAGAUAGAUUUAAAGAAUCAGAGGCCAGCGUUAUUAAACGAUCCGAGAGCUUUUAAUCCUACAUAUCAACGGAGAGGAUAUAAUCCCUCUUUCUCUAGGUUUCCGUUCGGGGGAUUCCCAUUCGGACCAUCUGCUUUCAACGUGAAUCGGUUUGGUGAAAACGCCGCUUUCGCAAGCUCGGCCAUCGCACCAGGAUACAGACAUCAAUCGGCCAUUAUAAGUCCCGCGAACGCCGACAUUCCGAACGUUUCUCUUACGGACAGAUUUGCUGAACCAUCUGAUGAUGGAAAAUUCUACAGCGUCUCCAGCUCCUCGUUUGCAUCAUCCGACAACGAUAAUGGCAAACUGUCAGGUUUCAGGCAAGCCGAAACUGUUGUUAAUGACAACGGCAAGAUAACCAAGUACCGGGUCCAUAGCUAAUUAAAUUCUUGAAGCGCCGCAAUAUUGGUAGUAUGUAUUUAAUGUAUCAAGUAAUGAAUUUUUAUAAUGAGGCUGUGAUUCUCAGAUAUUCAAUGUAUUAAAACAGGCGCUUGUCAUUCAUGUAAUAAAGAAGUAUUAAAUUU